UCUAAAAUCAGCCAUGUCAUUAUUUUUAUAAGCAUUUUACUGGCCCAGCUUCAGCAGCAACAAGGCAUCAUGGCAUUUCGCGUCAAUAUCUCAGCCAGACACCAACAUGUCUUCAGAGCACACUUGUUCCGAGAACAUGGAUCGAUCCAGUUACACGGUCAGAUAUCGGCAGGAGAGAGAGCCUUUCUCCUCCAACAGGCAGCAGCCAUUGGGACCAAUCGGACCGAACCCAACAACACGUUGCUGGUGACCCCCGGUGGCACGACGGACGAUAAUGUCAAUGAUGGUGACGAUAAUCCUGAAGGUCAAUCAAUGACCCUGACCCAGACUUACGAUGAUAACAGCAAAGACCCAAAAGAUUUAAACGUGGUGGACGAAAUUCACACCCUUCUGAAUUUACCGAAGGAAACGAUGGACCCAGCGGCGGCGGAACCCACUUCAAAAGAGCAGGAGCAGUUCCAAAUGAACCAACAGGGGUUAGAGAUGGGCCCAGAGGGAGAAGACAGCGAUGACAAUGAACUGGAAUAUGAAGAUUAUAAUAACGAAGAUAACGAUAACCAAAUCUACAUCUUUGAUAACAAUAACGAUACCAAGGAUAAUUACUAUGGGUAUAAGAUACCGAAUGUUCUCAUCAUUUUCGUCGUAUCCAUGAAUAUCACAAUGACAAUCGUCUACCUCGGCAUCUUUGGAAUGGCGUUAUUUUUGUCAGCAGAGAAAAGAGCCCAGAAGAUUAAAUUAACAGACAUCUGUACCAAAAUUUGAUUUUAUACACACACAAACACACACAUAUAUAUAUAUAUAUAUAUC
Octopus sinensis (East Asian common octopus) is the source of this 807-nucleotide messenger RNA. RefSeq lists its product as uncharacterized. Lineage: Eukaryota; Metazoa; Mollusca; Cephalopoda; Octopoda; Octopodidae. Bases 70 to 762 code for a protein of 230 amino acids. The record is from RefSeq and is a predicted model, not a curated record. The transcript is spliced from 2 exons.